Sphaeramia orbicularis (orbiculate cardinalfish) is the source of this 4938-nucleotide messenger RNA. It is a transcript of the gene cln3, whose product is annotated as CLN3 lysosomal/endosomal transmembrane protein, battenin. Gene Ontology annotation, cellular component: lysosome; membrane. The transcript is spliced from 15 exons. The coding region runs from base 212 to 1543 and encodes 443 amino acids. Gene Ontology annotation, biological process: lysosome organization; regulation of intracellular pH. NCBI's taxonomy places the organism in Eukaryota, Metazoa, Chordata, Actinopteri, Kurtiformes, Apogonidae. The record is from RefSeq and is a predicted model, not a curated record.
UUCACAUGACGUUGUGGAAGUUUACGCUACAGCUCCGGGAGAAUCAGAUGUAAAACUCUACAAAACAUCACUCCUCCUUGGCGGGAAUGUGUCCACGGUGAUGGCGAAUCUUCCCGAGUGAUCCCUGUCGUCGUGUGUCGUGUUUUCAGCGCGUGUCAGACGUUUGAGACGUUAAUCAGCCCGUCCCUUCUGUUCUCCAAUCAUUGUAAACAUGGAGGAGUCAUCCAGCGUCCGCGCGCAUCCCGGCCCCCAUCCUGAAGAUAACGGCAGGUCGACUCAAUGGCGCAACUGGACUGGGUUUUGGUUUCUUGGAUUGUGCAACAACUUUGCAUAUGUGGUGAUGCUGAGCGCCGCCCAUGACAUCCUCAAAAAACAGGAGUCAGAAAAUGCCACAGCAUCUGUUUCAUUCACUUUGAACGCGGACGUCCAUGGUGGAAACAAAACCAACAGCAGCCGCUAUGACUGCAACCCUGUCUCUACUGCGGCUGUGCUGUUGGCUGACAUCCUCCCAACGCUGGUCAUCAAACUGUCGGCUCCCUUUGUCGUCCAUAAAGUCCCUUAUGGCAUCCGAGUGUUGUUCUGCGUUGCCAUGGCAGCACUGAGUUUUCUUCUUGUGUCUUUCUCCUCUUCUGUGUGGAUGAGCAUUUUGGGAGUGAUCUUUGCCAGUAUCAGCUCUGGACUGGGAGAGCUGUCCUUCCUCUCCCUCACUGUCUACUUCAGUAGGGAUGUACUGGGGGGCUGGGGUUCUGGUACUGGUGGUGCUGGUGUCGCUGGAGCUCUGCUGUACUCGGGCCUCACCCAGAUGGGCCUGUCCCCCCGGGUUACACUUCUCAUCAUGUUGCUUGUCCCAUUGGCCAUGUUAAUUAGCUACUUUGUGUUGUUGGUGCCUCCGGAUUCGUUACCUCAGUGGAAAAUCAGGGAGAUGCAAAACGCCGCUGUGGACGCUGAGGAUCGGCAACGGCUGAUGGAUGGGUCAGAGGAAGAGGAGCAGGACAAACCCCCCCAUGAGGUCAGAGGUCAGACAACCGAGCCCCUCUGCUUCACUGAGAAGCUGCAGAUCAUCAGAGGCCUUCUGAGGUUUGUGCUUCCUCUGUGUCUGGUCUACUACGCAGAGUACUUCAUUAACCAGGGCCUGAUGGAGCUCCUGUAUUUCCCCUCAUUUUUCCUGUCCCAUGCAGAGCAGUAUCGCUGGUACCAAACACUGUAUCAAGUGGGCGUGUUGGUGUCUCGAUCUUCUCUGUGCUGCAUGAAGAUCAGGAAACUCUGGGCUCUUGCUUUGCUACAGGUGUUGAAUGCAGUGAUACUCCUGUUGGCAGUCCGGUUCCAGUUCUUGCCCAGUGCUUGGGUGGUGUUCAUUAUCAUCCUCUAUGAGGGUCUUCUGGGUGGAGCUGCUUAUGUCAACACCUUCUACUUUAUCAGCGUGGAGACUGAAGACAGACACAGGGAGUUUGCGAUGGCGGCCGCUAGCGUCGGAGACAGUCUGGGCAUCGCUCUGUCUGGACUCUGUGCUUUCCCCGUUCACUCAUACUUCUGUUCCCUGUGACGCCGCCCACUCACUCUGUCCAGCAGGAUGAGGAAACACGCCGUGGGUGGGUUUUAUUAGAUUUCUUUUUUAACUUAAAAAUGACUUCAGGGGAGUGGGAGUUCAGGACAAAACAUUAACUCCAACGCAAGUGGGCACAUAAUCAACAGGUUUGUAAUUACUCACAGUGAACUGUUCAACUCCCAGGUUUUAUGAAAGGCUGCUUUUUGGAUUCACAUAAUGGCCUAUCCUGUGUGGAAAAAAUGUCAGAGCAUCACUGCAGGACACAUAGUUUUCUGCAAUGCAAAACCAUGGUGAAAGGCUACAUAAACAUUUAGCUUGUGUUGGAUGAUGGUAUAUUGACUCUAUGUCUAAGCUAAUGGUAACUACAGUUGCAUGUGCACUAGACUACAACAACAACAAAAAAGGAUCUACAUAGAAAUCAGUGUUAUUCAUUAGUUUUUAAAUGGUGUUAGCCUACUAGUAAUAAAGAAUGUUUGGUUUACCCCAGAGUUAAAGAUAAGUAAUGAAAAAAGGAUUAUGUUACAGGAAUGGAGAUGUUGAUCUAUAAAUUCAGUGGAACUAUGAACACAGGGAUAUGGCCUUAGAGCAAAGAAAAAGCAUUUUUAUUUCAGUACUUUAAUUGUAUGUAGAAAGUUUGCUUGUUUGUACAAAGUUUGAAUGUUUUAGCCCAAAUGCAGAUGUUUUAGCCCAAAUUCACUGAACAGCCCAAUUUGUUUUCUGACCUUCUGUCAUGACCUUUCAACUUUAAACCCAGAGCUGUUAUCGUCAUCCUGCUGCGGUCAUGAUGUACUAACACAAAGAAUCUGCUAAAUCAUUAUUCAGUGCUUCCCAAAUGUGACAGGAAAAACAGUGGAGAGUGAAACGGGAAAGUGGUCUAUAUUUCAAGGUAAAGCAACAUAUUUGAGAACCUAUUAACUACUGUUCAUGAUCAUUAUCUGAUCAUUAUCAUUCUUCCACUUCCCAGUUAACAUUAAUAUUUGAUUGUCUUAUAUAUUAUCAUAGUGGAGGAGUCAAUUCAUUAUGAAAUAUUUGUUUUGCUGCCUUUUCAUGAAACCAACUGCUAGAACACAUUCUUGUGGUGAAUGAGUAGAAUUUCACAUAACACGAUUGACUACCACAACAUUUGAGAAUCUGGUGAAAAGAUAUAGACACAGGAAAAUUUACAUUGAAGGUUUGAACACAUCCAGUGGGUUUUACUUCCAGGCUUAACUAGAGGUAAAGUUAUAUUUAAGAAUCUGUUUAUGUAUUUCCUGUUUGACCAUGUAUACUAUGAGACAGUAAUGUUAGUGCUCACAUUAGGUGGUAGAAUAUGUUUAUUAUGGUUUUACAUUGAAACAUGAUCCACUGUUCCUCCAUAUUUUCACUUUCUAGUGUCUCAUGGGAACUUCCCGUGUUUUCUAAUGGGCAGUUUUAACGUCAUGAUGCUUUGUAAAACUGUGUUCUGACAUUAUCCUAUUGAUAACAGAUUUGAGUUUCCCAAAAAUAGUGACCAUAUGAAUAGGGGCCAUAAAAUGCAGAUAUUUUGCUCCCAGGUCAUAAUGUAACAACACAUAUGUAUUUCUAACUAGACAUUUUGCUUUUACUUAAAACUGAGGCUGUCUGGUACUUUCUGAAAACAGUUCUAUAAUACGUUGUGUUCUGAAUGUUAGGAAACAGUUGUAAAGCCCAACAACUUAGCUGUUUUAUCACUGUUUCAAUAACAGUUGGACCUUUAAUGGCACAUUGGUGCUUUUACUUAAACUGCUUCACAGUGCCUUCUGUUUAUUAAAGUCACAUGGAAUCAGUUGUAUUUGUGACUUGGGUGUAGAUCUGCAUACUGUUCAACUAACAGAACUGAAUGGACCAAAAAUGCCUUUUUUCACUUUAAGUAUCUUCUACCAGGGGUUCCCAAAGUGGGGGUUGUGAGAUGAUUUUCAGAAUACUCUUAAUGUGAUCCUUGAGGUGAUUGCAAUAGAUUAACAUCAGUUUUGUAGCACUUGCAGAUUGAAGGUAGAAAGUUUGAUUUAUAAAUCUUAUGGAGCAUAGGAUGAAGAUUUACUUUACAAGUGCAAAGCUCAGAACAUUAGCAUGUGAACCACAACUUGACAAUGACAAACCGAUGAGGCAUUGUUCGGCCUACAGGUUGACUAAUGGUGUCACAUUUAAUAAAAAUAAACAUAAAAAGGCCAAUAAAUGUUGUAAAACAGACACAUUAACCUAAAUAAACGUUAACACAAAACCCCUCUUGAACCCCUGCACAUAAAACAGAACACAAUAAGUAAAAUGUCCAGUACCCACAAUGCAAUGCAGCAAAUAUGCCACAGUAUCAUUUACAGGUGACACAUGACUCUACAGCGCCACAGUAAACAUCACUUCAGUGUGCACCAGUAGAUUUCUUCUGAACUCAUCAUUAUGACAGCAACAAUGUUCAGUCAUAAGUAACAUGGAGAUUACCUUGACGUAUUCUGCUUUUAUUGCAUAGUAAAUUGUUAUAUACAAAAUCAUAUCAUGGUUGUCAGGCUGUUCUGUUCUUUUGUGUUUUUAUGCUCAUGUUUGGAUACACCAGGGAUCACCAGUCCUGGUCCUCGAGGGCCAGUAUCAUGCUUGUUUUAGAUGUAUCCCUCUUCCAACACACCUGAUUCAAACCAUAAGCCUAUCAUCAAGCUCUGCAGAAGCCUGAUAACGACUGUCAGGUGUGCGGGAAGAGGGAAAUAUCUAAAACAUGCAGGAUACCUGCCCUCGAGGACCAGAAUUGGUGACCCCUGGGAUACACCUUCUAGUGCAUGAGCCCUGUGCGCACAUCUUUUUUAUGUUUCAGUCACUUUGAGGAUAGUGGAGGUCGCCAGUUUAAAAGUUUGGGAACCCCUGUUCUAAACAAGCAAAGUAGCUUUUGUGGAUGUGCAAAUGAGCAACAUCUAAGGUAUGAAUCAAUUAAAAAUGUUUUAGUGUGUUUUAUUAAUCAGUCAUGUCAGGUGUUUUUGCUUCUCAAAGAUGAUGAUUUAUCAUUUAUUAUUUUGGUCUUUUUGACAAAACAAACAUGCUUUCAGAACAUCUGUUUUAAUGUGUAAUAAUGACUAAUAAUGACUACAACUGCAUUAAUGUUCUGACAUACUGUAUUUCAUCUUGGUUUGUCUUUCACUCUAAACCCUGACUUCAUUGUAUACCAAUGUGCCUGUUCCUACUGUUUUACUUACUUUGUAACAUAUGCUGCUGCUGCUGUUGAAUUUUUAUAACUCUGGUUCAACAUAUUGAUUUAUUGAUUGUUUUUUACCCUAUGCUUUCUUUUUUAGACAAAACUGAAAUAUAUUAAGUGUUUGACAGUCUAAUGCUGUAAUUUUAUAUCUGACCUUCCUACACCCUGGUGGUUACAUGAAUAAUUUGGAUGUGUCUUGUAAAAUAAAGGAUUUGAAAGU